Messenger RNA from Myotis davidii, 1277 nucleotides. It is a transcript of the gene RAD18, whose product is annotated as RAD18, E3 ubiquitin protein ligase. Bases 16 to 1248 code for a protein of 410 amino acids. Gene Ontology annotation, molecular function: single-stranded DNA binding; ubiquitin protein ligase activity. Gene Ontology annotation, cellular component: nucleus; Rad6-Rad18 complex. Lineage: Eukaryota; Metazoa; Chordata; Mammalia; Chiroptera; Vespertilionidae. The record is from RefSeq and is a predicted model, not a curated record. Gene Ontology annotation, biological process: protein monoubiquitination; DNA damage tolerance. The transcript is spliced from 10 exons.
AUAACCGCGCAUUGGAUGAACUGGAAUCAUUUGUUGCAGCUUGCCUCAGAGUCACCACCCAUUUCUCCUGCUUCCUCCUCUUCAAAGAAUAUUGCUGCCAAAGCCCAUACUCCUGUAGCCUUCAAACAGCCUUUAAAGCAAGGAAGCAGGUUAAUGGAGAAUUUCUUGAUCAGAGAAACUAGUGGUUCUACAUCAGAAUUGAUAAAUGAGAAUGAAAGCAAAGUCAACCCUCAAAAGGAGGUGAGCAGUUCUGCAAAGACCAAAGAGACACCUUCUUUAGAAAGGACAGCUUCAUGUAUCGCGGGUGCUAAUGUUCCUGAGGCACCCUCUACAUCGACUUUGAAACAAGUUACUAAAGGUAUUCUAGAAGAUCACAUCAAUAAGCACUUGGACAGCUGUUUAUCCCGUGAAGAGAAAAAGGAGAGCCUCAGAAGUUCUGGUCACAAAAGGAAGCCGCUGCCCAAAACUGUAUAUAAUUUGCUAUCAGAUCGUGAUUUAAAGAAAAAGCUAAAACAGCAUGGAUUAUCUAUUCAAGGAAAUAAACAACAGCUCAUUAAAAGGCACCAAGAAUUUGUUCACAUGUAUAAUGCCCAGUGUGAUGCUUUGCAUCCUAAAUCAGCUGCUGAAAUAGUUCAAGAACUUGAAAAUAUGGAGAAGACUAGGAUGCGUCUUGAAGCUAGUAAACUCAGUGAAAGAGUAAUGGUUUUUACGAAGGACCAAACAGAAAAGGAAAUAGAUGAAAUCCACAGUAAAUACCGUAAAAAACAUCAGAAUGAAUUUCAGCUUCUGGUGGAUCAGGCCAAAAAAGGAUACAAGAAAACUGUUGAAAUGUCAAAAAAGGAUACAAGAAAAUUGUUGAAAUGUCAAAAAGAAGAUGAAUCUACAAAAAUGCUGUUCCCUGUAUGCCUGGAACAGGAAGAUAAUAAAAUGAAAUUACCAGAUAUACCCUCAGUAAUAAACCACUUCCCUCAGCCAAAGCUGGACUCCCCAGGGAUAUGCGAGCCCGAUGGACCUGAUGAUUCUUCCAGCUGUACUGAUAUUCAAGAAGAUGCUCUUUCUUCAUCCGAAUCAGAUUCAUUCAAUAGUUCCAGUUCGGACAUCAUAAGAGAUAUUCUUGAAGAAGAGGAAGCCUGGGAAGCAUCACAUAAAAACGAUCUUCAAGACACAGAAGCAAGUCCAACACAGAAUCGUCGGACAAGACCAGAAAGUGCUGAGAUGGAGCCGAGAAAUAAGAGGAAUAGAAACUAGUGUGGCUUUGGCGACUUUCCCAGGGCAGU